Molecule: messenger RNA, 1647 nt
Organism: Geodia barretti
Lineage: Eukaryota; Metazoa; Porifera; Demospongiae; Tetractinellida; Geodiidae
Source: the annotation of a GenBank genome assembly
GGACCACCUUUCAGUUCGGGGUUGGUUUGAUACGUGCGGCAAUUGUAGGAGAAAAUGAAGAGUCUCCAGUUGGUUGUGGUGGCAGCAUUUGCCUUCUCUCUCUUGGAGACUGGAGCUCCCCAAUGUGAUGUUUUGAGGGUAGUUGGUGCAAUGUAUGAGACACUGGGUCCUCUCUUGACUGAAAUGAAACAAGAAUUGGCUUCUGUUAAGACUGAACUAAGAGAAGGUCUGGCUCAGGUUAAAGAAAACCUAACCAACAUUCAGCAACAAGUCAAUGCCCUUACUGAGACUGUGAGCAACAUGGAACAAAACAGCAAUGAUGAGCAGACGACAGGACUACAUACCAAACUGGAUAUGGUUAAGUCUCUACUGGUCUCAGUCAAUAGCAGUAUGAGUGAAGGUCUGUCCGGAGUGAAGACUGAACUUCAAGAACACAGCGGCCAGACAGCCUCAGAGCUAGCAGGACUGGAGACCAACCAGGAGACCAUUGACUCCAAGUUAGACUCUCUGGACUCCAAACAAGAUGGUCUCAGUAUGACAGUGACAACUGCACACUCUGAACUGGAGCAAAAUGUACUGACCAAUGUUACAAAGGAACUGAAGAAGACUGCUGACUAUAUACUUGAACAACUACCCCCAUAUGAGUGUGGAGUUGUGAGGCUAGCUGCAGCAGUGUAUGAGACUCUGAGUCCAUUCAUGACUGAAAUGAAACAAGAAUUGGCUUUUGUUAAGACUGAACUAAGAGAAGGUCUGGCUAAGGUCAACGAAAACCUAACCAACAUCCAGAAACAAGUCAAUUCUGCGAGCAACAUGGAACAAAACAGCAAUGAUGAGCAGACGACAGGACUACAUAUUCAGCUGGAUAUGGUUAAGUCCCUACUGGUCUCAGUCAAUAUUAGUAUGAGUGAAGGUCUGUCAGCAGUCAAUACUAGUAUGAGUGAAGGACUCUCAGGAGUGAAGGCUAAACUUCAAGAACACAGCAGCCAGACAGCCUCAGAGCUAGCAGGACUGGAGACCAACCAGGAGACCAUUGACUCCAAGUUAGACUCUCUGGACUCUAAACAAGAUGGUCUCAGUAUGACAGUGAUGACUGCGCACUCUGAACUAGAGCGAAAUGUACUGACCAAUGUUACAAAGGAACUGAAGAAGACUGCUGACUAUAUACUUGAACAACUACCCCCAUAUGAGUGUGGAGGGGGGACAGUAGUUGCACUCACUGGCUCCGAGAAAAUAAGGAGUCUCCAGUUGGUUGUGGUGGCAGCAUUUGCCUUCUCUCUCAUGCAGACUGGAGUUUCCCAAUGUGAUGUUGUGAGGCUAGCUGCAGCAGUAUAUGAGACACUGAGUCCAUUCAUGACUGAAAUGAGGGAUGGUCUGGCUGCUGUUAAAGAAAACAUGACCAGUGUCCAGGAGCAGAUAAACUCCCUCACUGAGACUGUGGCCAAGGAACUUGAACAGAAUUUACUGACCAAUGUUACAAAGGAACUGAAGAAGACUGCUGACUUUAUACUUGAGCAUGUGUAUGAGUGUGGAGGUAUAGGAGGUUGGAGGCGUGUGGUCUACCUGAACAUGACAGACACCAAUGCCAACUUCUCAGUGUUUGGUGAGAUCAGUGACGGAGGGGAGAUGGUGAGAGUGUGCCAGUGGUGA